AUGACUUCCCUGGACCCUUUAAUGAAUACUCAAAACAAAUCAAAUAACCGUUAUGGGACCGUUGAUAUGGAUUUCUCAAACUUAUACUCUGCUCCAGAUGUAACAGAGACAGAAUCUGAUAUAUUUUCGAUCAAUAAGAAUAACGGGGAUCGCAACCUUCUUGCAUCCCCAAAGAGAGAACGUAUAAUUAUAAACGGUAAUAUCAGAAACACUAAACUAAGUUUUUGGGAUGUUGCUCCUUACUAUAUGCCUUGCUUUGUUUGGAUCCGUACUUAUUCAUGGUCGAUGUUCUUUGGCGACCUGCUUGCAGGAAUAUCGUUAGCGUCAUUUCAAAUUCCAUUGGCUUUAUCAUAUGCUACUUCAUUAGCUCACGUAGAACCACUCUGUGGACUAUAUUCACUAGCAAUAACACCAUUCAUUUAUGCUAUUUUUGGAUCUGUCCCCCAUAUGAUUGUAGGUCCCGAGAGUGCUUUAUCUUUAGUCAUGGGUCAAACAAUAGAGAAAAUAAUGAGCCACAACGAGGAACUUAAAUCAGUAGACCUAGCAGCAAUCGUUACAUUUGUUGCAGGAAUCACAUUACUGGUAGCCGGCAUUUGUAGAAUAGGAUUCCUAGGAAGUGUUUUGAGUAGAGCUCUUCUUCGUGGGUUUAUUAGCUCUGUUGGGUUUGUCAUGGUUAUAAAUUCUUUAAUAUCUGAACUUAAAUUGAACAAAGUAAUGUUAGAGAGUCCAGGUCACCAUCAUACAGCAUUUGAAAAAGCCAUUUUCUUAAUUAAAUAUGGACCAGAAAAUUAUCAUAAGGCAACUGCAAUCGUCAGUGUGAGUUGUUUUACCAUUUUAAUGGCAAUUCGUUUCGCUAAAAGAAAAUUAUCAAAAAAGUUUAAAUGGAUUGUAAUUUUUCCAGAAAUUUUAUUGGUUGUGGUACUAACGAUAUAUUUAUCUGUCAAAUUUAGUUUUAAAAAAAAGUAUGGAAUAGCUGUAUUAGGUGAUUUUAACUCAGGGAGUUUCGAAGGUUUGGUAAAUCCUGUCUCAAAAAGAAAUAGAUCGACAUUUUCAAUAAUAUAUGAAGUAGGAAUUGUUAUUGCAUUGCUGGGUUUUUUCGAAUCCACGACUGCGUCAAAAUCACUUGGCGGUAUCGACAACUCUACCGUGUCAUCUAACAGAGAACUUAUAGCAAUGGGUAUAAUGAAUGUCGGAGCUUCAGUAUUUGGUGCCUUACCUGCAUUUGGUGGUUACGGUAGAUCAAAAAUUAAUGCAAUGUCUGGUGCCAAAAGUGUGGUAUCUGGUGUAUUUAUGGGCUUGAUUACCUUGUUCACUAUACGGUUUCUAUUACCUACUAUUAGAUACACCCCCAUAUGUGUUCUUUCAGUAAUAACUACAAUUGUGGGUAUCAGCCUACUAGAGGAAGCACCUAAUGAUAUUAAAUUUCAUAUUGCGUGUCGGGGUUAUAAUGAAUUGGUUAUUUUUACACUAACAUUUUUAACAACAAUAUUUUAUUCUGUGGAUGUUGGAAUCAGCAUCGGUUUUAUUUAUUCCCUUCUUUACAUUGUCAAAAGAUCAGCAAAGUCUCGUAUUCAAAUUCUUGCAAAAGUUGAGGGGAUUGACCACUUUGUUAAUGCUGAUGAAUAUCAUACUUACCACCAUAGUGCCAACUCAUCUGAGGUCCUAAACCUGGAACAUUUCAAAGAUUGCCUUAUAGUGAAAAUUCCAGAACCACUAACUUUUAGUAAUACUGAAGACCUAAAAGAGAGAUUGGAUAGAUUAGAAAGGUUUGGAUCCGUAAAUACACAUCCAGGUUCAAGGGAUAUACGUUCUAGGGGAACUGUGAAGUUUGUCAUAUUUGACCUAAAGGGGAUGACUUUUAUUGAUUCAUCUGCAGUUCAAAUUUUAAAGGAAAUUAUAACGGACUAUAAUGAAAGAAACGUUCAAGUACUCCUUUCAAGGGUACCGUUUAAUAAUGAAGUCAGAUUUAAACUACAAAAAUCAGGAAUUUCUGAUUUAAUUAUGAAAUACAGGAUACCUAAUAAUAUAGAUAUGAUGACCAAUUCAACCACAACAAGCGCACAGUUAGGAACUAUGAUAUUAGAUGCACCUUACUUCGCCAAUGUGGAAGAAGCUAUGUUCGCAAUAGAAUGCGCUGUCAACGCUAACUUCCCAUGA
This is a messenger RNA of Maudiozyma saulgeensis, 2157 nucleotides long. The record is from the annotation of a GenBank genome assembly. Lineage: Eukaryota; Fungi; Ascomycota; Saccharomycetes; Saccharomycetales; Saccharomycetaceae.